AGAUGCACAUUGUAAGUUGGAACCAGAAAUAUAUGAACGCAGAUGAUGCAGCAAAAUAUACGGACGGUCUGGCUGUUCUCUCUAUUUUGUUUAGAUUAUCAACACGUGAUAAUCCUGUAUUAGAGCCAGUAAUACAAGUUCUACCUGAAGUAAGAGAUCCAGAUGAUCAUACAUUGAUUACAAUUCCUGCAACUUCAAUCAAACAUUUCCUGCCAAAGUUUCCAGACCGUUACUUCAGAUACCAUGGUUCUUUGACAACACCAAACUGUAACCAAGCAGUGAUUUGGAGUGUGUUUGAACAACCGCAAUUCAUUUCAGAAAGACAGUUGAACUAUUUCCGUCAAAUGCUUGCAUCCUCAACUCAUCUAGAAACCAAAUUACAGAGACAACUUGACCUAGCUACAAAUGGUCGUGUAUUCAGUAGACGGAUUAGAUUAAUCGACAACUUUCGACCUAUCUAUGAACUUCAUGGACGUCAUGUUUAUAGGAGUUUCAAACAUUUUGACGUCAAACCGUCGUUAAGCAAAUAUUAUAAAGAACAGUCUUGUUUUAAGCCUUUUGAUUUUAAAAGUGGUUCUAAAAGUUAUCCACUGAAACCUCCAAAUUAUCUUCCCAUUCUGUCAAAGUACUGAAUACAGUAUGGUUGUGAAUAUAAUUUA
Molecule: messenger RNA, 659 nt
Organism: Ruditapes philippinarum (Manila clam)
Lineage: Eukaryota; Metazoa; Mollusca; Bivalvia; Venerida; Veneridae
Product: carbonic anhydrase 14-like
Exons: 4
Coding region: 3-632 (209 amino acids)
Cellular component (GO): plasma membrane
Molecular function (GO): carbonate dehydratase activity; zinc ion binding
Source: RefSeq, a predicted model, not a curated record